This is a messenger RNA of Xenopus laevis (African clawed frog), 2373 nucleotides long. RefSeq names its product interferon regulatory factor 5 S homeolog (gene irf5.S). Gene Ontology annotation, cellular component: cytoplasm; nucleus. The transcript has 10 exons. Gene Ontology annotation, molecular function: DNA-binding transcription factor activity, RNA polymerase II-specific; RNA polymerase II cis-regulatory region sequence-specific DNA binding; transcription cis-regulatory region binding. Gene Ontology annotation, biological process: positive regulation of transcription by RNA polymerase II; regulation of transcription by RNA polymerase II; DNA-templated transcription. Bases 503 to 2059 code for a protein of 518 amino acids. NCBI's taxonomy places the organism in Eukaryota, Metazoa, Chordata, Amphibia, Anura, Pipidae. The record is from RefSeq and is a predicted model, not a curated record.
AACCAGGAAGUGCGAAUUUCUUCCCCCUCCUCUGCUUUCACAGCUAGCUUCUGCUUUUUUUGUUUAUUUUCACAGUUUCCAGCCCUGAAUUCCCACCCUCCACCUUCACUACAAGGUUCUGACACAAGCCUCGUGUUCAUCCUAGACCAGUAUAAGAAUCACUGUGGCUAUACGCCACCUAUUCUGCAGCCUUCCAGAAGGCCUUCUGUUUUGCUGGUUGUUUUGGCCCUGGAUUGUCUGUAUGUAUUAUAACAAGUAAACUUGGAUAAGAACAUAUUUAUCAACUCAGAUCACCACAAAAUCUAUAGAACUGUGCAAAAAAGUCAUGGGAAGUGGUUAUGCGUGAUCCUGAAAGAGGAAGGAAUAGAACAUUUGUCAUAUUCGAGAGGAGAGCUUGUGUGAGGAAGUCUUGUGGAGAGCUUGGGAACAGUCUAAUGAGACUGAGACAUCUGCAUGAUAUAAUGCUAAACCUUGUCUAAAGAUUGCUGUGUGAUAAGCAGAAAUGAACUCUCAUCAUCGACGUGUACGACUAAAGCCAUGGCUGGUAGCACAGGUGGACAGCGGUCAGUAUCCAGGACUGCACUGGGUGGAUCAAGAUCGCAAGGUAUUUCGUAUUCCGUGGCGCCAUGCAACCCGGCACAUACCUAUUCAAGAUGAUGAAAAUACUGUAUUUAAGGCCUGGGCGAAGGAGACAGGGAAGUACCAGGAAGGAGUGGAUGAACCUGACCCAGCUAAAUGGAAGGCAAAUCUUCGGUGUGCCCUAAACAAGAGCAGAGAAUUCAAUCUUCGGUAUGAUGGCACCAAGGAGACCCCUGUGCAGCCAUUUAAGCUCUAUCAGUUAUGUGAUUCGCCAGGACAGAAUGAAGAGCCCAUUGUUGAUGACAAUGAUGGUGAUGAUGAUGAGGAGCAGAUUGGUGCUAGAUUUCCAAUGCUCCAUAUCAGUGAUUCCUUGUGCCCUCCAGUUCCGGACACUUUACAUCCAUUCAUUUGGCCUAAAGCUGAACCUGACUUUCACAGCUCAUGUACAAACCACAACUUUCCUGGACCUCAGGACAUCAUUCAGCAUAACCUGACGGCUCAAUCCACUGCUGCAACCCCUGUUCCCGCUGGAGCAUACUCUGAAGUUGAUAUGUCACCCCAGAGUUUGGUAUCACAAAAUGCAGCCCUUCCUCUCCCAGAGUUGGUCCAAGGAAGUGUCUUGAAACCAUCAUCAGAUGUGGAACUAUCCGUCCAAGGAGGGAUUCCACCAUCUAUUGAUCAGGGAAUCCCAGACGUCCUCAUCAGUCCUCAAAUGUUACCCUUGACUGAUCUAGAAAUCAAGUUUUUAUACAGAGGAAAACAGGCUGGAUCAAUGACUGUUAGUAAUCCCCAUGGUUGCCGCCUCUUCUACAGUAAUUUGGAACCCACCCCUGAACAAGUGGAGUUAUUUGGGCCCACCACACUAGAGCAAGUUCGCUUCCCUGGAACAGAAGGGGUCAAUAACGAGAAACAAAAAUUCUACACUAACCAUCUACUGGAUGUGAUGGACCGGGGACUUAUCCUGUUCCUUCAAGGUCAAGAUAUCUAUGCCAUCCGUCUCUGCCAGUGCAAGGUCUUUUGGUCUGGACCCUGUGCUAGUAACACUGAUAGACCCAAUUCCAUUGAGAGAGAAAAGAGGAUUAAGAUCUUCAGUCUGGAGACCUUCCUGAAUGAGCUCAUUGCUUGUCAGAAGGGACUAACAACCUCACUGCCCUCGUAUGAGAUCUUUUUCUGUUUUGGGGAAGAAUGGCCAGACCGGAAACCCAAGGAGAAGAAGCUAAUUACUGUGCAGGUCAUUCCAGUAGCGGCCCGUUUACUCUCUGAGAUCUUCACAGGGGAAUCUUCAUGGUCAGCUGACAGUAUUCGACUUCAGAUUUCCCAUCCAGACCUUAAAGACAAGUUGGUGGAGCAGUUUAAGGAGCUACAUCAACUGUGGCAGAGUCAGCAAGCCUCAGCUGUUCCACAAGUAGAAGCAAUACCGAACCCUGAGUGUGAUGUUGGCACUGGCCCUUGGCCAAUGCAUACUGGAAACAUGGAGUAGCUACAUUUGCUUUCUAUUCAGUGGAGCCUGUUUGGAUGUGUCUCAUUGAACAGUUCUGCUGGAAGAUGGGUUGCUGUGGCAAUGUCUGUUACAAAACAUAAUAUCCUUCAAUGGUACAGCAGAGACUGCACUUUGGACAAUAAUGAUAAUUAUUAUGCUUGGGUAGAGUGAAUGGACCAUACUGUAUUUCUUUUAUUUCUAGUGUAUGUAAACCUGUGUGUGCAAUUUCUUGUGUCCAAGGAAAGCCUCCAGGAUCCUAAAAAAAAAAACAAAAAACCUUGACUCCCAGCAAUAAAAGAUAAUUUUAUAUAUAA